GGUGCUUCAGUGGACAACAAGGGACGGAAGCGAAGGAUCGCACAGCCGCCCUGAGAGAAAAAAAAAACCCAGAUAGAGAAGCAACCCGCUCCGUGUCAGAAUCAUUUUCGUGCGCGGCAGAUCGGCAGUAGUCGGGGAACAGUGAGCCAGGCUCGCCGACCCUCCGGUCGCCAUGGUGCAGACGGACAAAGUGCCCCCGGGCCCCCAGGACAGCGGCAGCAACAGCGGCGGAGGAGACUGCUCCCCGCCCGCACAACCCUCCCCUGCCCCCGUCCCCGCGGCCGAUGUUGGCCUCCCCGUCCCGCCCGGCGACCCCCCGGCCACGGCCGAGCCCGCCGCCACCGACGCCCCCGAUCCCACCCUCGCCUACGGCGGCCUCGACAAUCGGCCGGCGCCGCCUCGCACCGACUCUUCCGGCGGCAAGAAGUUUCUGUGCGGCGUCGUGGAAGGAUUUUAUGGGCGGCCCUGGAGCAUGGAACAGAGAAGGGAGCUCUUCAGAAGAAUGCGUCGAUGGGGAUUGAACACAUACCUAUAUGCACCAAAGGAUGAUUAUAAGCACCGAAUGUUCUGGCGAGAGAUGUAUUCUGUUGAAGAAGCAGAGCAAUUGAUGCAGCUGAUUACUGCAGCAAAAGAGCACAGUAUUGAGUUUGUCUAUGCCAUAUCACCUGGACUGGAUAUCACUUUCUCUAAUCAGAAGGAGGUUGCAACUCUUAAACGAAAAUUGGAUCAGGUGUCACAGUUUGGUUGCAAGUCUUUUGCACUGUUAUUUGAUGACAUUGACCACAACAUGUGUCCAGCAGAUAAAGAGGUCUUCAGCUCAUUUGCGCAUGCACAACUCUCAGUUACUAACGAGAUUUAUCAGUAUCUGGAAGAGCCGGAACACUUUUUAUUCUGUCCAACUGUAGGUCCAAAAGUCGUGUCCAAAGAUAUCUCUGUGGAUUCUAUUGAAGAGGUCACCAAAAUAUUGAAGAGGUCUCCUCUCAUCUGGGACAAUCUACAUGCCAAUGAUUACGAUCAGAAGCGCCUCUUCCUUGGGCCGUACAAAGGGCGGUCAACUGAGCUCAUUCCACGACUGAAAGGAGUAUUAACGAACCCCAACUGUGAAUUUGAAGGGAACUUUGUUGCCAUUCACACGCUGGCUACCUGGUACAAAUCCAACAUGAAUGGUGUGAGGAAGGAUGUCGUAAUGACUGACACGGAAGAGAACACCGUGUCCAUCCAGAUCAAACUUGAAAAUGAAGGCAGUGACGAGGAGAUAGAAAUGGAUGUCUUGUACAGCCCUCAAAUGGCUUUGAAGCUGGCCAUAACAGAAUGGAUGCAGGAAUUCGGAGUACCGCAUCAGUAUAACUGCCGAACAGUCCCUCACAGCGGCGCAAAGACAAACCCGAUUGACACGGGAGGGAUUGGCACACCAUGCUUGAACUCCACUACCACAGUGACCACGGUCUACCAGCAGCCCAUCAUGAGUCAGGGAAGCCCACUGAGUGGCGAGCCAGUCUUACUGGCCAAGGAAGAGGAGGAAAAGAAACAGCAGUCCGAUGAAGAGCCAAUGGAGAUGGUAUUGGAAAAACCAGACGAGCAAGAAACCAAAACCGUUAAUCAGAUCCUUACAGACAUUGUCAAAGCCAAAUUGUCUGAGGAUCUCAAACCCAUGGAAAUGGACAAAGACAGUAUUGCUGAAUCCAAGUCUCCGGAGAUCUUUAUGCAGGAAGACACGGGAAGUGACAUGGCUCCAAUGCAGACAGAUGAGCAGUUGAACAAGGAACAGUACAUCCCAGGUCCCAACGAGAAGCCGCUCUUCGCCGCUGAGGCCAUGACUAUGGAAGACCUGAAUCUCUUGGCUGAGAUGUUCUAUCUGCCUUAUGAGCAUGGACCCAAAUCUGUUCAGAUGUUGAGGGAAUUUCAAUGGCUUCGGGCAAACAGUAGUGUUGUCAGUGUGAACUGUAAAGGGAAAGAUGCAGAAAAGAUUGAGAAAUGGCAUUUCAGAGCCACCAAGUUUGAAGAAAUGUGUCGCAGAGUAAUGCAAAUGUUUACUCGCCUGGCUAACUGUGAAAACCGAUCCAUUCUCUACGACUUGUACCCAUAUGUCUGGGACAUAAAGGGUGUUGUGGCCAUGGUGAAAUCCUUUGUCCAGUGGUUAGGGUGUCGUAGUCAAUCUUCAGCACAGUUCUUGAGUGGCGACCAAGAACCCUGGGCCUUUAGAGGUGGUCUAGCAGGAGAGUUUCAGCGUUUGUUGCCCAUUGAAGCGGCAAACGAUCUCUUCUACCAACCACCGCCACCCAUGCCGACGUCAAAAGUCUUCGCCAUCAGGCCAUACUUCCCAAAGGACGAGGCCUCGGUGUACAAGAUCUGUAAGGAAAUGUAUGAUGAUGAAAUGGAUGCCGGCUUGAUGUCUGAUCAGCCAGAUAUCAUCGGUGAUAGCUUGGUGGGUGGAUUUUUGACACUAAGCCCCGACUAUUGCUUUGUGUUGGAAGACGAGGGCAGCGUGUGUGGUUAUGCCCUCGGCAUUGUCGACGUCCACCCCUACGCCAGAAAGUGUAAAGUUUCCUGGAUACCCGCAAUGCGGGAAAAAUACAUUAAACCAGAAGCCAGUAAGGAGCUCUCCGAUGAACAGAAAAUGAUGUUGAGUUUCCACGAAGAGCAGCAAGGCCUGCCGGAAAACUUCCUCGCUUCCUUUCCCUCGCUGAUUAAAGUGGACGUGCACACGAAAGUGACAGAUCCCAGUGUCGCUAAGAGUAUGAUGGGCUGUUUGCUUUCUUCCUUAAAAGCUGACGGGUCUCGAGGAGCUUUCUGUGAAGUGAAACCCAGCGACAGGCGAGGGUUGGAGUUUUACAGCAAACUGGGCUUCCUGGAGCUGGCCAAGAUGGAGGGAUUCCCCAAGGAGAUGCUGGUGCUGGGAAGGAAUUUGUAACGUGCAGCCUCUUCAACGUAGUGUAAUUAAAGGAUGUGUAUAAUUAAAUGUAUCUAAAUUUAGCCUUAAGCUGAAUAACCCGUGUUUAAUAAUGUUUUAUAUUUUAUCUUUUUAAUUUGCAAUACACAAGGUGAACUCGACAUGGAACUUUGUGAAGUGGGUGAGCUUCCAAUGAUGCAAUAACAGUUAUUUGAUCUCCUUCCCCUUCUGACAUUUCAUCCCAGCCUUGCCUCCAAAUAUCGGGGAGUCUGAAGUUUCUCGUUUGGAAUCUGGGAACUUGGCCUCUGAGUAGGAAACUACUCGGUCCACUGCCCACGCCAUUCAAAAAGAGAGUGGUUUAGACUAUCCACUGCCUGAUUGCAGUCCUGGUGUGAGCAUGCUGUUAAAGCAGCCAUUUUGCCAUCACAAGGUGGCUGUGUUUAUAACUGACCACCCACAGGAGUAAUUGGAGUUCUUCAUCCCUGGAGCCCAGUUCAUUUUCACUAAGUGAGAUUUUAGGGCUUCAGUCGGUGAUUUUAAGAGUUUGCUUUCUGCAGCAUGUAUGCAUCUGUGAAAACUAAUGACCUUUUGAUACCUCUCUUUGAAGGCACUUUAUAAGUAGUGAAUCUCGAUCUGAAUGGUUAGUGGAAUUGCUCUCCGGAGAAAGGAAUGAAAUGUUGACAUUGGAAAUGAGCACAGCAGUACUGGACUGCAUACUGGGCCUGUCAACGUUUGUAAAGAAAGACGGGUUAAUAAUUUGGGUGGAUCAGAACGUAAUUAAAUGUACGUGAAACCA
Messenger RNA from Leucoraja erinaceus (little skate), 3686 nucleotides. RefSeq names its product O-GlcNAcase (gene oga). Gene Ontology annotation, molecular function: beta-N-acetylglucosaminidase activity. The record is from RefSeq and is a predicted model, not a curated record. Bases 173 to 2911 code for a protein of 912 amino acids. The transcript has 15 exons. Gene Ontology annotation, biological process: glycoprotein metabolic process. NCBI's taxonomy places the organism in Eukaryota, Metazoa, Chordata, Chondrichthyes, Rajiformes, Rajidae.